Thelazia callipaeda (thelaziosis nematode) is the source of this 867-nucleotide messenger RNA. Lineage: Eukaryota; Metazoa; Nematoda; Chromadorea; Rhabditida; Thelaziidae. The record is from the annotation of a GenBank genome assembly.
AUGGCUCCAAUUUUGCUGCUACCAUCUGAAAUACAAUGUGUCAUACUUGAUUACUGUGAUUUUUUCACUCUGCUUAAAUUGAGACAGGUUAAAUAUUUUUUGGAUUUAAUAGCACUUAACAUAUUAAAAAAAGGCAUUAAUUUAUUAUUUAUUAUGCUAAUCUUUCAAAUAUUUAUUUUGCAAAGCAUUUUACAGGUUUCAAGUUAUUACAAGCAACUUGCAGAGCACAAGUUAUCUCGACGAUUUUAUCUAAACGUGUUUUCUGAUUACAUGAUGGCAUUUUAUGAAAGUAAUUCUGCAGAAAAUUCGACUCACACUCCUUUAAUAUUCGAUAAAUUUUUAAAAUUUGUUGGACUUUACAUGCGUGACUUGCGUGAUCUUUCCUUACGAAACUGCCCAGUCGUUCUAACUUUUCAUGGAUUAACUCAGUUGUCGUCGAUACUCUCAAAAUUAAACCGAUUGGAUCUAAGUCAAUCUUGUGAUAAACCAUAUUUCAAUCCCCACGCUAUAUUGGCUUUACAUUACUUCCAACAAGUAAAAGUUUUACUUCUCAAUGGAUAUAUUGCGCGAAAAUUCACAAGAAAAGGAUGCUCGUAUUGGUUUGAAGUGCCACCAUUACGUCAGAUGUACAAUUUAGAAUGCCUUGAAUUGAAUUGUCAGUAUGAUACAUUAGCAGAAAUAUUGUAUUCAUUGUGCGAAAGUCAUUCUGCCUCAAUUAAUCUAAAACGACUUGGUGUAGAACACUGUCCUGCAAUAUAUCCUGAAUUACUGAUACGAUUCUUACUUACCUACCGAUCACUGUGCUUCAUAUCAAUAUCUAAUGCAUUAUUUACUACAAAUGAUCAACUAAAUCGAUUUUAUAUGUAA